UUUGUGAACUUAUUAUCAAGUACUUCGAGAUUUAGAGGACGUUAUCCGCAGGACUCGUUCGCGUUCGUUCGACAAAUCCGCCUCCUCCUGAACCCGAGGUUUUGAUUGGCUAGGCUCUGGUGGGUAGCAGGCGCCGAUUUUCCGUUUCGCGUAGAAUGUUAAUGAAUGAAUGAGAAUGAAUGAAUGAAUCAACAUUCGUGAUUCAUCGGGGAUGUAACCGCUCGUCAUUGCUGAAAAGGCAUUAAAAUAUACUGUGCAAUGGGUGCUGUCUAUGGCAAGGAAGGGUCCCCUAAGCAGGACAGUCCUGAAGAAGAGCCAGAUCCUAACAAUGGGUUACUAUUGAAUGAAUUUUAUCUGCCUCCUGAGGUACUCGCUCAUAUCCUCAGUUAUCUGCAACCAAUACUGAAUGGAAGGCGUGUAUGCAAAGUAUGGCGUGAUAUAAUUGAUACAGUUGUAUGGCGAGAAAAGGUUUUAAGAGAAGUUCCUGGAGCAACUACAACAUUAUUUCAACACAAGGAGCUGAAAUGGCCAGAUUUUUAUCAUCUUUGGCUAAACAAACCACAUGAAAAGAAUCUCAUUAGGAAUGGUUCAGCAGAGGAGUUUGAACAUUGGUCUGCUAGACCAAACACAUUUGGUGGAAGCAAUGGCAGCAAAUGGAAAAUUGAAAAAAAGCCUAUUGGAUGUGAUCCAUUUCCUGCUGGAAUAAAGCGUUGCUUUGUUACUUCGUACGACUGGUGCUCUGCUGAACAAGUGAUCAAUCUGUUUGACUGUGGACUAUCUCCUAAUUUUAUGAAAUAUGUUCGCCCCGAUAUACACAUUGAAGAAUGGUAUGCUGGCAGGUUCGACUGCGGCUUUAGAUACUGCCUAAAGGUGACACUCCUGAAUAGAUUUUUGGAGGCUGUGGACGAUUUUGUAUUUGAAACUACUGGUCACACUUCUGCAUGGGCCAAGGUCGAACAUGUCUUUUCCAACUAUGAUCAAGAGGUUUCGAGUAUUUUAUUCCACCAUAAAGGGAAGGACACUCAAUUUUGGGCUGGACAUUAUGGCUGCAAGGUUACUGGCGCCAAAGUCUUUGUGACCUUACCUGGUCUGGAAGACAAAGGGAGCUGUUAAAACAUUGGAACCAUUUGUAAGGCUAUUUUUUAGAAAGCUGCGCUUAAGACAAAAUAGACUUCAGCUGACAAAAAUAUUUCCUACCCUAUCUGAAGAUGCUGGAACUUAUCUGCAAAGUGAUACCUGAAACUAUACAAUUUCCGCCUUUAGUUUUGUUUUCUGUGUUAAAAGUGUUACCUCACUAGUUUGUAACUUAUUUACUUUGGUUUUAACUUUCUACUAUAAAUAUGAAAACCAAGAUUUGAUUCUGUGAUGUAGAUUUAGCAACUGGUGAUAAUGAACAUGUCUGGAACAUUUUUUUCUGAAGUAUGAAUAUAAUAUGAACUAUUAUGACUCAUUGGUUAAUGUUUUAUCAAAAUUCUUGUAGUUUUAGAAAAGAUUAAAACUGUUUCCAAACUCACAUGCUGUGAGAAGAGAAAACAGAUAUUUUCUGCAGUGUCAAAAGUUAUAAUCUUAUUUGUUUGUUGAAGAUUUGAUCCAUUCCGUACAAGUUAUAUAAUACUAAAAUUUAUUUUGUUACAUCUACUGUGAGGCUCAAUGAGUUGCUCUAUCUCAGUUAUUUUGACAAUCUAAUCUGUUGUUGUUUUUAAAUCUGAAUUUCCUAUAUUUAUUUCUUCUUUUGGUAAAACUAGAUUUUAUGUCCGAUUAUUGUUGUAAUUUACUUGAAAUUUUAUUGCUAGCCCCUACAUCAAUUAUCCAUUAAUCUGUAUUCGCAAUUAUUUUUCUCUCUAUUUUUUUAAAACUUAUUCUUUCGUUGGAGUUGAAUGGAGGGGCUUUUCCAAUUUUUUGACCCAAAUGCGGUUGCCCUCCUUUUCUUACUGUCCUAUGUUUAUUAUUAUUAAAUGAGGCCAUCUCUUA
Messenger RNA from Frankliniella occidentalis (western flower thrips), 1971 nucleotides. RefSeq names its product F-box only protein 44. Gene Ontology annotation, biological process: SCF-dependent proteasomal ubiquitin-dependent protein catabolic process; glycoprotein catabolic process. Gene Ontology annotation, cellular component: SCF ubiquitin ligase complex; cytoplasm. The record is from RefSeq and is a predicted model, not a curated record. Bases 259 to 1113 code for a protein of 284 amino acids. NCBI's taxonomy places the organism in Eukaryota, Metazoa, Arthropoda, Insecta, Thysanoptera, Thripidae. The transcript is spliced from 6 exons. Gene Ontology annotation, molecular function: protein binding; ubiquitin protein ligase activity.